AUGCGCGCAGAUACACCACGUAUCGUCCCUCUGACUUGUCAUGGCCACUCGCGGCCGAUAACACAUUUGAGCUUUUCCUCCAUCGUGGACGAUGAUCAGUACUACCUGAUAUCGGCUUGUAAAGACAACAAUCCCAUGCUCCGAGAUGGCAUGACAGGCGAUUGGAUAGGAACAUUCAUUGGACACAAAGGCGCUGUUUGGUCGUCAAGAUUGUCUUCUGAUGCUAGGAUCGCCGCCACUGGAUCCGCAGACUUUACCGCGAGAAUCUGGGAUCCCCAGACUGGAGAGUGUUUGUAUGUCUUGACUCAUAACCACAUCGUUCGCGCCGUUUCAUUUCCAAUUCAGACGAAUCCGCAAUGUGUCGCUACCGGUGCGCAAGAUAAGACCCUCAAAAUCUUCGAUCUCAGUCGCGGGGGCAGCGCUGCUUCACCCGACCAGGUUAAUGGCGCCUCUCCAGUCACCGCAACGACCACUUCCGAGGGGCAUGAGAUUGGAGCGGGUCAACAUGGUGGUAGCAUCAAAUCGAUUGUGUGGAAUGUUGACUACAAUAUUCUCACCACGGCUUGCGAAGACAAAACUAUUCGUUGGUGGGACUUGAGAGUUCAGCGCAUGAUCGCCAGUGUCAAGACAGAGCGGGACAUUACUUCGUGUGAACUGUCCACCAACAAAGCAGAAGACAGUAAUCCUGGAAUUUUGAGUGUGGCAGCAGGCCAGUCCUGUCUCUUUUUCGACGCCGGCAGACCUGGAGAGCUUAUCAAGCAAGUCAACUUCGACCACGAGGUUGCCAGUGUGGCCAUCAACCCUGCAACUGGACGCUUUGUGACUGGUGGGGGCAAGGAUACAUGGGUCCGUGUCUGGGACUUUGCGCAGGAAAAAGAACUUGAGGUCCUCAAAGGCCAUCACGGACCAAUUUGGUCAACCGCGUUCUCCCCUGACGGCAAGAUCUAUGCGACCGGAAGCGAAGACGGAACAAUCAAGCUGUGGAAGGCUUGUAAAGAGCCAUAUGGUCUUUGGCGCUGA
Molecule: messenger RNA, 1020 nt
Organism: Fonsecaea pedrosoi CBS 271.37
Lineage: Eukaryota; Fungi; Ascomycota; Eurotiomycetes; Chaetothyriales; Herpotrichiellaceae
Exons: 5
Coding region: 1-1020 (339 amino acids)
Biological process (GO): spliceosomal snRNP assembly
Cellular component (GO): SMN complex
Molecular function (GO): protein binding; RNA binding
Source: RefSeq, a predicted model, not a curated record